This is a messenger RNA of Vicugna pacos (alpaca), 1020 nucleotides long. It is a transcript of the gene UTP23, whose product is annotated as UTP23 small subunit processome component. The record is from RefSeq and is a predicted model, not a curated record. Gene Ontology annotation, cellular component: small-subunit processome. NCBI's taxonomy places the organism in Eukaryota, Metazoa, Chordata, Mammalia, Artiodactyla, Camelidae.
GGGCCAAGGGCUCUUCAUUUCCGGGGGAAGCCGGCAUUGCCGUUCGCGGGACUUGUGGGAGGCGUUGGCUGCUCCUUCGUGGUUCCGUGUCCUCGGUCCGGGAAAGCCAGGAAUGAAGAUCACGAGGCAGAAACACGCCAAGAAGCAUCUUGGCUUCUUCCGCAACAAUUUCGGGGUCCGCGAGCCCUACCAGAUACUGCUGGACGGCACCUUCUGUCAGGCGGCGCUGCGGGGCCGCAUCCAGCUGCGGGAGCAGCUGCCCCGCUACCUCAUGGGGGAAACUCAGCUGUGCACCACCAGGUGUGUGUUAAAAGAGUUAGAAACGUUGGGAAAGGACUUAUAUGGGGCAAAGCUGAUUGCACAAAAAUGCCAGGUUCGAAAUUGUCCCCAUUUCAAGAGUGCAGUGAGUGGAUCAGAAUGUCUGCUUUCCAUGGUUGAAGAGGGAAAUCCUCAUCAUUAUUUUGUGGCAACACAGGAUCAGAAUUUGUCUAUGAAAGUAAAGAAAAAGCCUGGAAUUCCUCUCAUGUUUAUUAUUCAGAAUACUAUAGUUUUGGACAAACCUUCUCCAAAAACAAUUGCGUUUGUUAAAUCAGUAGAGUCAGGUCAGCUUGUCUCAGUGCAUGAGAAACAAAGCAUCAAGCACCUCAAGGAGGAACAGGGUUUAGUAAAAGACCCUGAACAGAGAAGAAGAAAAAAGCGCAAGAAAAUAAAAGGCCCCAAUCCUCUUAGCUGUUUGAAGAAAAAGAAAAAAGCAACGGAUACAAACUCAUCUGCCUCUGAGAAGAAAAGAAAAAGAAAAAGAAUCCGGAACAGAUCUACUUCAAAAGUACUUUCUGAAAAGCAGAAUGCAGAAGGAUAAUGAAUCCUUUGGAUACUUUUAAACACAUUCAAAUAUGAAAAAUAAGUUUCUUUUUGAAGCUGUGGAAAUAUUUAUGGUAAAAGAGUAAACUUAUUUUUGUAAUUGUAAAUAUUGACCCACAAGCCUUUGUAUAAAAUUAUUUGUUUAAAGAAAGAGUGGAU